AUGGAUCCUGGCAAAGGCAGGGAUUCCCUAACGACCAAGCGGGCGGUCGAGUCGCGGCGGGUGCAGACCGCCCUCGCGGGGCUGAGCGAAGUGGGCGCUGACGAAGGGGCUGACGCCGACGGAGCAGUAGACGAGGAGGAGGCGCGGCUGGCGGGGGUGUUGCACGGCUUGAAAGAGGCGUACCGCGCCAAGGCUCACCAACUCAAGCAGCUCAAGGUGCACGUGGGCGCCUUGCAGGCGAGCUGUGGCGCGGCGCAGUCCGCGUUUGACGCUGAGUUCCGUGCUUGGUGGGCCUCGAUGCGGCAUGCCCACGGCAUGGCCGCCGAGGAUGACGCGCUACGGCGCACAGCCACGCCGCUGCUCGGCGAGGCGCCACCGCCGCCGGCCACCGCCAAGGGCAGCGAGAUUGGGGAUUCGGCCGGCGAGCGGCGCGCGCCCCCGAGCUUGGCACAGCUGCGAGACCCGGAGGCAUCUUUGGCGCUCUUCAGGUCGGAGGUAUGGAGCGAGGCGGCGCGGUCGCGGCGCGAGCGCCUCAAAGCGGAGCUCUCCGAUGCCGUGUCCCAAGCCAAGGAGAGCGGCGCGCUCGUUACGCGCAAGCGGGACCAGGUGGCGAGGCUCAAGGAGUCACUUUCUGCUCAUCUGGGGGCCGGUGGCAGCGCCGCCGACGAAGAGGCGAUUCGAGCAAGGCUAGACGUGGAGAAGGAGGGGUACCGGGACGAGGUGUCGGCCUUGCGAAGCCUCAAGCGACGCGUCGAGGAGCUUCAGGCGUCGCUCGAUGUCCGAAACGACAUCCUCAACCCGCACCCGUCGGCCCGUGCACCGACGGUUGGCACCGCAUCUCCUGAUACCUGA
Molecule: messenger RNA, 852 nt
Organism: Emiliania huxleyi CCMP1516
Lineage: Eukaryota; Haptophyta; Isochrysidales; Noelaerhabdaceae
Exons: 3
Coding region: 1-852 (283 amino acids)
Source: RefSeq, a predicted model, not a curated record